This is a messenger RNA of Pelobates cultripes (western spadefoot toad), 4707 nucleotides long. The record is from the annotation of a GenBank genome assembly. Lineage: Eukaryota; Metazoa; Chordata; Amphibia; Anura; Pelobatidae.
GGGGGCGUCGACUAUAGUGACUGACAGGUUGCGUCAUCUAACUGCGACGCUCAGUGCUCUGGAGAUUGAGUGGCUGGAGCGAGGUGUCCGCUGCUUCAUUCCUCAAGGGGUUUCGAUGCGCGUGGUGAAAUGUGACGCGUUCAAGUUGCGUCAUUACUUCAGUUGACGUCACUGCCAACCAACGGGUCUCCGCCAAUCACAGCGUUGCUGCCAGGAUGAGCUCCAGACACAGCUCUGACCGGGAAUGUAAGUCAUGGCAGAGCCCUCAUCACCGGCAACAGCCAAUAUAUUGACAUCAUUCACCCUGUGUGGGCAGAGUGCUGGGGAAACUGGCUGACAUGAGAUGCUGCCCAGCCUUCUGAUAGUGAUAAUGUGAUCCGCUGACAGACAGGGCUGUGGGUGAAGUGAGAAUGCAUAUAAGCAAUACAGAUACCUACAUGUCUGAUCAUAAAGAGGAACAAUAUCCAAACAUAAUGUGAGAGAUGUAUCCCAGUGCUGUAAUAAUCUAGAAGGGGAGCAAUCACCAAUGGAAACCCCCUGGAAUAAACAGGAACAUUGCACCUUUUAUAGCUUUGCAGGUUUCUCAGUCCAUUACAUUUUAAAUGUCGAUAGUAUCACAGCCGUGAUCUAUCUACGGUCUCUGCGAACGCCGUGCAAAAACACACUAUACAACUUACCCUUUGUGUUCCUUUACCCCACUCCCUCUAGCAUGUAAGCUCAUUGAACAGGGCCCUCAACCCCUCUGUUCCUGUGUGUCCAACUUGUCUGGUUACAAUUACAUGUCUGUUCGUCCACCCAUUGUAAAGCGCUGCGGAAUUUGAUGGCGCUCUAUAAAUAUCAUAAUAAUAAUCAUAACUUAUUUGCAAUCUGCGUCAUGAAGCCGAUUGCCCAUCGAACUCCAAACAGUACUAUCUUGAAAUACAAAUGACACAUUUUUAAACUAAAACAGUCAAAAUUGAGUUGGAGGUUUUUUUUUUGUUUGUUUGUUUUUUUAAAUCCGUUAUUUUGGAGUUACGUUUGUUAUCUGGGCCUAAAUUGUGUAAUUUAGGCCUGGACUGCAACUUUUAGCCAGUCACUGCAACUGUUGCUGAUCACUGUAAUACUUCCUCAUUAUCUCAAGCAACAACAAAAAAAAAGGAUGGACUGCUGGAACUUUCAUUCGGCAUUAAAGCAUUAAAACUAGUUUAAUACUGAAUGGAAAAACAGCACCAGGGAACUUUAGACACUAACCAUGAGUUUAAACAUUUACAGUUUCCCUUUAAACACCAGAUUGUUACAAUGUCUUAGGCUGAAUUUUUAGUUCAUUGUUUUGUUGUAUAUUAAUACCUUUUUUAUAUGUUUUUGUUUUUCCUUUUACAUAUAUUCUAGCUGGAGCCCAUGUUCGUCACCAGGCUCUACAGAGGAGUAAAGCAGACAUUCCUCCGAUUGACCCUGAAGUUCUAAAGGAUUUGGAAAUCCUCACUCAAGAUGUAGCCUUAAAAGUAGAUCAAAUGAUGAAAAGCCUUAAUGGAACUAUCCAGAAUGUAAGAUCAUAUAUUAACAACUCUUAACACAUUGUACAUGCUGGGCAAUAACCGCAUUAUCAGUACACAAAGACAAUGUGCCAUUGUCUCUACUUACAGGGACACUAUAAUCACCUGAACUACUACAGUUUAAUAGCAAUAAACAGGACACAAGAGAAUACUGAGAACGGGCAGCAGCUGAAAUAGCCUGCCCUUCGGUGGGUCCCUGCUCAGAUCUCAAGCUGGUUUUAGCUCAUCUUGUGCCAUUACAGAGAGAACAUAUCUGAAGCAUAUCAGACUGGCCCCACCCAUAUGGGCAGUCCAGAUCCGAAAUACCAGCAAGUUCCCUCUGCAAGAGAGACACAGCAACACCAGAUUAUCUUUUCAGCCUUGUUAGGUAUCAUCAGUGAGGCAUAGCUGAUAUCUCUCUAGGCACCGUAAGCAAGGGGUCCACGUCUGGAUUACCCUUUAAACUUGUGGAGAGCAAAAAACAGGGCGCAAGAGAGAAUACUACAGUUUAAUGGUUAUGGUUUCUUAAUGUAAACACUGUCUUUUCAUAGGAAAAGCAGUGUUUAGAUUGCUGGCUAGUUACACCUCUAGUGGCAGUCUAGAUGGCCACUAGAGGUGCUUCCUAGUCCAGUGCUACACAUGACCUUCAUACAGGCACUGAACGUUCCCGAUCGAAAUGUAUUGAUUCUGUGCAUCUUUAUAAGGAGAUGCUGAUUGGUGCAGAAUUUAUUUGCGCAUGCACAGUAGCCUCCCAAUGCUUUCCUAUGGGAAAGAAUCGGAUUGGCUGAGAUCGUCAAGUUUGAUGAUCUCAGCCAGGGAGGCGAGACCAGGUGUAGCCAGUCAAUGCGAAACCAGCAAGGCGUGGGGAAAAAGGUGAGUAAAAUCACCUUUUCAAUGAGCUCCAGGGGUAAGAAGGUGACCUAAAUAGUUAAACACUAUAGCGUCAGGAGUACAUGUUUUGUGUUCCUUUAAGUCUGUGAUAUUUAUAUGGCUGUAGUGAUAUUAUGUAACUUUUCACAAGUAAAAUGUUGAUCUUCCCAACCAUUUGAAAGCAAUAUGAACAUUAGAACAAGUUGGACAGACUUUAGCCGCAGAGAAGUAAAAUUCCUCCCUUUGUCACUGGCCUAAGAUGGGCAGCCUUAAAGGGACACUUCUUGCACCAAAACAACUUCAUCAAAAUGAACUUAUCAUGGUGCCAGGAGGCCUCCGGAAGCAUUCUUACCUCAAAUGGUUAAACGUCAAAUGGUCAGAUGGCACUCUCCACUCCCCUGAGACAGCAUCCGGCUUCUGAAAUUUCACUUUCAGGAAGCGCGGAGUGCCGUAGUUGCAGAGGUGCUGCUGGUUGGCUGAGCGGUCAGCUGAUGCUCUCAGCCAAUCAGUGACUCCCAGUGUAAAAACUGGCUUUUAAAUAAGUGAAAUUUCAGAAGCUGAGUGCCGUCUAGGGGGAAUGGAGAUCGCAACUGGAGGCAACUUUGGAGUUCAACCAUUCGAGAAUAGUUUAACCUCUUGAGGUAAGAGGGACGCUUGGCACCAUAACAGUGUUUCAUUUGGAUGAGGUUGUUUUGGUGCCUGGAGUGUCCCGUUAUUUAUUUAUUUACAAAGUACUGUUAUAUACACUCUAGGCAGAGGGUAAGGCACAAUGCUACUUUAUUGUCAGGCGGAAAAAUGAAGAUACCAUGAACAAAACUACAGUAUGUACCUCUGGCCUUGAUGGAAAAACAAAGGUUUCUAGUGUUCGCAUGUUAAUGCUACAUUGUGGGAAAUUACUGAAAGUGUCUGUUCUAAAAAGCAGUGUAAAAUGGAGAGGAGUCACCUCUCGGUUUCCAUGGUGAUUGCCCCACUUUUUUGGAACAGAACAUCAAAAUCCUUUUAAUUUUGUAAUGGUACUUAAAGUAACUGUUUAAAAUAACUACUUAUUAAAAGCACAGGCUCUUCAUUGAUUAAUAAGUUUAAUUAUCCAAAAUUGGAGAUUAAAUUCAAGCAUUUGAAUGCACAUUCUUCGAAAAUCUAUUUAAAUGUUUGGAAUUUUUUUUUUUUAUGCAAAAUGUUUUAUGUAUUAUAUAUGUAUUGAUUCUUAGAUGACUGCACUUAGUGUUGGAUAUAUUCAGACUUACAGAGACUCAGUGGACAGUCUUGGAGAAUCUGUUGAUAUGAGUAUCAAGGUAAGAAAGCAAAACACUAUAUUUUAAUGUCAAGAUCUUCUACUACCUUUUAAAAAAAAACAAAAAAAACAUUUUUUUAUAAAAAUCUCACGCAAACUAAACAAAACACUCCACCAGAAGCCAGGCUAAGGUUGCAGCAUGGGUUAAGGCUCAUCUCUUAUUAUUAAUAUGUUAUCACCGCUCUUCUGCAUUGAGAUUUUCCAUUCUUGGCCCCACGGCUGUAAAUUCAUAUACUGUUGGAAACUGAAAGUGCCAAACCAAAUAGUCUGCUGAGGUCAGCCACCCCUGCUCUAUAUUAUUGUUUGUAGUUUUUAAUUGGUUAUUGCACUGAUGCACUGAGCCAAUGCAUCUCUAUAAAGAGAUGCUAAUUGAUGCAAGUUGGCAAUUGCCGCACAUGCCCACAAAUCCCCCAGUGCUUCCCUGUGUCUUGGAUAAAACCAGGCAGGGGUUGCGGCAAGUCCAUGCACUUUGGAACUAAAGGUGAAUACGAUUUAUUUUCCUAUUUUGGAAAACACUAGAAAAACAAUAUAACAUUAGGCUUACAUGGUUUUUAUUCCUAAUGUUACUUACUGUUCCUUGAAAAUUGAGCUGCCACUUCCAUGGAUUUUAAAUACUAUACUUGCUUAGUCUCAUAUUUAACAAAUAUUUUUUGUGAGGUUUUAAAAGUAGAAAUCCAUACCUCUACUGCAUCUGGGCUCCUCUUAUGUAAUAUGUACUAUAUCUCAGAUUUGCUUUAAAUAAAGAAUUGGCAAAGUAAGGAAACCAUUAAUCCAUGCAAAAUAUUUGUAUUUAUUUUUCCCUUUUAUUCACUAGGGCAUGUAUACAUUGAUGGCUCGAUGUGAAGAGUUGGAUAGAUCCAUGCAUCCCAUUCAUGCGCUUGCCAAACAGAUUCGAGAAAUUAAGCACACUCUGGAGAUGUUUGAAACAUUAUGUAAAUAACUUAUCAUUGUAUUGCUAGGCGUAUUUAUAUUUGUGUAUAUAUUUCAUUAAAAAAAAAAAAAAAAGGAAAUUAAAAAACCAAUAAAAAAAAAUGA